AUUGCCGGAGCAAGUGCAGCCGCUACUGUCACAUCCUGGUCUUUAACUCUGUCACAGGGCACAGGGCGACCUCUGAGCGAGCAGUAAGAGGCGACCUACUCCACCUCCCCAGUCUCUCUGACACUCACGAGGUUGGCAGCAGCAGGUAGGAAGACCAGCGGCCGGCCUCGGGUCCACAGAGAUUGCCAAGGCCACCGGCAGUGCGGGGGGCGGGGGAGUCUGCAUCUUCAAACUCUCCUUGGAGCAGCCUUGCCUAAGACCUGGGAGACAAGGCCACCCAACUCCAAUUCCGUGGCUGACGUGAGUCUAGUGAGUCUAGCAAGAGUGAGCUCGCAGGGAGCAGAGGGCAGGCUGCAGACGGCUGCGGGUGGUCCCCUUAAAUGAAUUGGACCAAUUGGGUCUAUCAGUCGCCUCACCCGUGAGGCCUUGUUUUCUCGUCGCCCUUGGAAAGAGAUCUCGGCAUCCUGGAUCCUUCUGUGGGUUCUCGAGGCAGCUCCACAGCGCAGCAGCGCGCGUACAGCUGCCUCAAGGAGUUGGGCAAGAUGGUAUUUGGAGUUCAGGACAUUGCAUUGUUAGAACAUGGUUGCAAGGCCUUGGAGGUAGACAGUUACAAGUCCUUGAUGAUCCUGGGGAUCCCGGAGGACUGUAGCCACCAAGAAUUUGAAGACAUCAUACGGGUCCCUCUCAAACCGCUGGGCAAGUUUGAAGUGGCUGGGAAGGCCUUUCUGGAGGAGGACAGAUCCAGGGCAGCUAUCAUUAAACUGACAGAAGACCUCAAUUACGAUGUGGUCCCCAGGGAGAUCAAAGGCAAGGGUGGUAUGUGGAGAGUGGUCUACAUGCCCAAAUGGCAGGACAUCGAAUUCCUCACCAAACUCAAUUUGUUCCUGCGGAGAGAGGGCAGGACUGUAGAGGAUGUGGCCCGAAUCCUCAGGCAGGAGCUGUGUCCCACCACACUAGGUCUCGGAGAGCUACCUCCCAGGAAGUGCUGCCUGUCUCCACAAGGGGAGAAAGCAGACAAGGGGGCCAUCCUCAAGGAGGUCAGUGUGAUCUCUCUGGAGGACCCAGAGAAGGAAGGCAAGCCUGAAGAAGGAAAGAAGGGCAAGAAGAAAAACAAGAAAACUCGGCGCCGACAGCAGGCUUCUGAUAGGAAGCUGUAAGUUAAGUUGGAUGAGUGUGUAUUGGGGGGGAGGGGUGUGCUAAGGGAGGGUGGGAGUGACCUGAGUGGGUUGGGGUGACUGUGGAUAGGAGGUGGUGGACCAGUGGGUGGGUGGUUUUUGAGCCGGAAAGAUUAUCGCUUGAGUGUGGUACAUGUGAGGAAAGCCUGUUUGUUUUGCUCAGUCCCGAGGACUGAGCUAGGGCCUUGAGCAUGCUACACAAGUGCUCGAUCGCUGAACCAUGAACCCGGACCCUCACUAGGAGAUUCUAGGCAAUGAGCUGUAUCCGCAAUCUAAGCCUAGUACUUCCCAACUUGUAGGCUGGUUUAGUAGGUGUAGCCCCAUCUGCUUGAGUGGUUUUCUGUUCACUUCCUAUUUGUCUAUUUCACAUCCAUUAUAUUCCAGAAUGGUACUUGGAUCUUGGAAUAAAAAGAGAGAAAACGUUGACAAAAAUCCCUGUCUGUGACACUUAUGAUAUCAUCUAAGAUAACAUCUAAGUGUUUUCAUUUAAGCAAAUUUAGAUAAAGUUGAGGGAUUGUAUGUGAUUGAGUGCUGACACUUUAUUCAUUCAGACAACGAAAAUCUCCUGAGCAUCAAUAAUGUGCCAGGUACGGGACGUACCGUCAAUGAUUCUUAGCCUUGCCCUCGUGGCUCUAAUUCUGUAUCUGAGGAAUUGUGGGGUAAUGUUUGAGACUGUGCAAGGAACAUGGAAGUGUGUGUGUGUGUGUGUGUGUGUGUGUGUGUGUGUGUGUAGUAUUGCUUGAGCGAAGGAGAGAAACUUCUGACUGAGAAGGGUCCCAGUGACUUGUAGAAAACUUCUAGCAACUUUGAGGCCAGCAGGACCAGCCCCACAAUGGGAGCCAAAUCCAAGACAGUGCUUGUGACUGUUGCUAUAGAGACAUGUGCCUGCUAGCCAUUGCCUGCACAGAAGAUCCCCAAUGGCAAGCUUUUGAAAGUGUUUGGCCAGACUUGCCGAAACUGGAACUGACCCUGGAAGGACUUGUCAUGAAGAAAAUGUCUUUCUGGGAACGGGUCACCAUUCUUCCGGCACGAUCACCAGAGACUGCAAGUUGAAGACAGUUCAUAAACCAUGGUGGACACAAGGUGCUCACCAUCUCCACUGAGGACCUUGCUGAUCUGUAUGUGUCCCUAAAUGGUGGUGAUUAUUUAGUACAUGGUGACUCUCCUUUACUGAAAGGAGAGUCAGGAUGACACCCUUGGUGCCUUGGGUAAGCAUGUAGGUCUCCCCUAAUUAAAUCCUAGGAAUCAUGACUUGUAGGGGAAAGGCACACUCUUUUCUAA
Messenger RNA from Rattus norvegicus (Norway rat), 2456 nucleotides. RefSeq names its product PNMA family member 8C (gene Pnma8c). The coding region runs from base 543 to 1157 and encodes 204 amino acids. Lineage: Eukaryota; Metazoa; Chordata; Mammalia; Rodentia; Muridae. The record is from RefSeq and is marked validated. The transcript has a single exon.